Messenger RNA from Coffea arabica (coffee), 836 nucleotides. RefSeq lists its product as uncharacterized. The record is from RefSeq and is a predicted model, not a curated record. Gene Ontology annotation, molecular function: phenylpyruvate tautomerase activity. NCBI's taxonomy places the organism in Eukaryota, Viridiplantae, Streptophyta, Magnoliopsida, Gentianales, Rubiaceae.
GGCCAUCGAGUCAAUUCCAGAAAGCCACCUACACGAUACAAUAUGGCUGGCCUUUCGACGAGUGGGGUUGGCCAUUGAGUCAACGCCAGUGACUGGUACCUACAGUAUCCGGCCGGCUUUUUUAUACUUUAUAUACUGGGUAGAUGAGCGGGAGUUUGGGGGAGAGUGAGAGGGGAGAAAAAUAGAGCUUAGGAGGACCGAGGGCAUCUUUUGUUGAAAACGCAGCGGAAAGCGGUGGCAGAGAAGAGGGAAAAUGCCGUGCUUGAACCUGACAACAAACGUCAACCUGGACGCCGUCGACACCUCCGCCAUUCGGUCUGAGGCCAUCUCUGCUGUUUCCAAACAUACCGGCUUGCCGGAGUCGUAUAUUAUGACCUCGUUGAAGGGAUCUGUACCCAUGACAUUUGGUGGGACUGAGCAGCCAACUGCCUUUGGUGAGUUGGUUUCUGUUGGGGGACUCAACCCUGAUGUGAACGAGAAGAUAAGUGCUGCGAUUUCCACCAUUCUUGAGACAAAGCUUAAUGUCCCAAAGUCGCGUUUCUUCCUGAAAUUCCAUGACACCGAGGGUUCCAACUUUGGCUGGAAUGGGUCCACCUUCUAGGUCCCUUGUUUGUAUGUUCAAAGAGUAUUUGCUAUGUUGAGCUUGUUGACAACACGGCUCAGAAUUUGUAAAAAAAAUACAUAAUGUUUAUGUGGUAGUGCUUGGAUUAUGUAUGUUCCAAGCUGAUUCUGUUGAUGUUUGGAGGUGUAUGCUUAAUAUGCUGGAUAUUUUGUGAUCCUUUUGAACAAUCACUAGAUACUCCAUUUGAAGUAAACUGGUGCAAAAUUUUCAGUCU